This is a messenger RNA of Salmo salar (Atlantic salmon), 1647 nucleotides long. RefSeq names its product peroxisomal succinyl-coenzyme A thioesterase. NCBI's taxonomy places the organism in Eukaryota, Metazoa, Chordata, Actinopteri, Salmoniformes, Salmonidae. The record is from RefSeq and is a predicted model, not a curated record. Gene Ontology annotation, molecular function: fatty acyl-CoA hydrolase activity. Gene Ontology annotation, biological process: acyl-CoA metabolic process; fatty acid metabolic process.
CUUCAGACACAAAACAGCCCACAUUGUACAGUUCAUAUACUGGUAACAGGUAUUACAAUAUAGCUAUUGCUUUUACCGUGUCAGCAGAAAGUUUCAGUUAUAGUUUGUCAUCAGAGGAACACAGGCUCAACUUCUCUUCUUUUCUAUUAUGAGAGUGUCAGAGCAUUUGUUUUAGAGGACAUUUCCACUACAACAAUCUGUGACAUGAAUUCUGUUCCUGUGUUGACUGUAAAACCAUGGAGAGCCCUCUUUGAUGAGAAGUUCCAUGUGGUUGUGGGGAACUUACCACCGACACAGGAGGUCACACUACAUUCUUUACAUCAGUCUGAAGACACAGACUACUGGGAGGCGUUUGGGAACUAUGUCAGUGAUGCUCAGGGAAGGGUCACAGGUCCCGGACCCUUCCCUGGAGUUUUAGAUAUGUGGGGAGGUGGUGGCAGCCUGGUGGAAUAUCGAGCUGCUCUCUUGGCAUCCCACGGUUUUGCUGCCAUGACGAUAAUCUACCUCUUCCCAGACCAUAAGAAAAACACUACCAUUGGCUACCCUUACUUUGAGAAUGCUUUCAGACUACCGCAGGAUCACCCUCUAGUGGCCACUGACAGAAUUGCUCUACUUGGCAUUUCCGCUGCUGUCCCAGUGGUUCUAUCCAUCACCGCCUACUCAAAAACUGUAAAGCCAAGAUGUUGUGUUUGCAUCAGUGGCACCCAUACUGGCCGAAUUGAAGCCACCCAGUCCAUUGCAGAAGCCUAUAGUAGGAUAGAAAAACUGUACAAAAAGGCCUGUCGAGAUGAGAAGAAUCACAUCAUCUGGAGGGACGUUUUUCUACCUAUUCCUGAAGAUAUAGACCUGAAAGUAGAAAUGGGGAGGAUAACAUGUCCUCUGCUGCUGGUUGUUGGACAAGAUGAUCAGAAUAACGCCACUGUCGAAUCAGCUGAUGAUAUGAAGCAGAUGAUGGAGAGAGCAGGCAACAGUAACCUGCUGACCACUCUGUCCUACCCUGGGGCUGGUCACCUGAUUGAAAUGCCGUAUAGUCCCCACUGCAAGGUUUCAUCCUUUCUGAAGCCGUUAAGCAGAGAGAGAGUGUUGGCACUGUGGGGAGGCCUCACCAAACCUCACGCUGUUGCACAAGAAGACUCAUGGGAGAAGAUUCUAGGUUUUCUGCGAGAGCAUCUCUGUCACAGUGUCAAACCCCAUGUUCAGUCAAGAUUGUGAGCAUUGUCUUACGUCAGGUGGCGUCACUAAUACGCACGGGAGAAGGUUUUCUCCGAGAGCAUCUCUUCCAGACCGUUGAACCACAGUCUGGAUUUUGAGUUCAUCAACAUACUGUAGAACAAAAAUAUGCUGAAUUGACAUUAAGAUAGUAACAACCCAGAUGCAGUGAAAGUGUACUACAGCAUCAACCGCCACAUUGAAUCAUGAUAACAAUGAAACAUUUAUUCACACAGAUCUCAACUUACUUUUUAAUCCUUUAUGUACAACUCAUGUCACUGAAUUCAACAUCUAUUGUUACCGUACUUAUUAAGAAUGAUAAAAUGUACUAAUUUAUUCCUGAUUUCAAUAUGCUUAUGGACACCCUGUUAUUAAAUGUGUUAAACUACAGUAGAACUAUAUGACUGAUUAGUUGAUAUUGAUGCCAUAAAAUUAAUG